UCCUCAGAUAAGCAGCAUCUCCAGCAAUGUUUGGAGGAGGGUCUUCGUAUGGCAGAUGGCAAUAACUUUCAAGCGAUCUCAAUUCCGUGUGUUGGCACAGGAGGAUACGGCUUAACCGGAGCGGACUCAGCCCAACUGACGUUCAAAGCGCUAAACGCAUUCAGCGCCCGCUGUAAAACUAUUCAAAAAGUAAGAGUAGUUGUGUUCCAGGCCUCUAUGAUGCAGGAGUUUCUACAAGAGCAGAAACAACCAGUGCAAGAUAUUGAAGAAGACAGUGACUCAGAGAAUGCAGCGGCUAGGCAAACCAGAAGACGCGGACAUAGGCAGGUACUAGGCCAAAGUGAUGAAUAUUCUGUAAGAAUUUCUGUGAUUGGCAAAGACAAGGUGGGCGUGGGAAAAGCCGUGGAAUCCUUGAAGAAAGGUUUCUCUGACGCUUGUACGAUGGAAAAAGUCGAAAGAGAAAUCGUCAGUCAGCUUUCCGAUAAGCAGAAAGAUAUCCUGAAAAAAAAAGCUAAAGACCGAGACGUCAAACUUGAAAUUGAGGAUGACGUGGAUCGCAUUGUCGUUCGUGGUGGACCAACCGAAGUAUAUGAAAUAGUCGGGGAGAUCUGGAAAGAGAUCAGCGAGAGGACGAAAAAGAAGCAGGAGGAAGAACAAGCGAAGUUGGUUUCAAAGAACGUAGAGUGGAGCUAUGAAAUACGGGGCACAAAAAUGGUGUUUGCUCCGAAAGCAAAUGCCAAGAUUGAGUUGGCCCACAGCAAAGACGAGCACACAGUGCAAGUUUCUUUACGCGGAGACAAGUUUGUCAUCGACUUGAAGAGAAACUCUGGACGUGGACAAACGUCUGGUGAACAAACAACACUGACAAGAAAGGUGAAGGGUGCUGAUGAAGGAAUUGCUUUACCAAAGCACUGGGCACCAAUGCCCGGCCAUGACUCUACUGCACAUAAAGUACAACUGCACCAAGGCUACCCUGAGUAUCAAGAUGUCGUACGUAAGUUUCAAGCCACAGCCGGUGCGUUAAAUAUUCAGAAGAUUGAACGCGUACAGAAUCCUCAUCUGUAUCAGUCUUACAUGGUACGAAAACAGAAAAUGGAUAAAGAUACGGGAGGAAAUAGUGAAAGACAGCUGUUUCAUGGAACUGAUGCUAAAAACAUCAACCAUAUCAACACACAAGGAUUCAACAGAAGCAUCUGCGGGGCUCAUGGCACGGCUUAUGGACGUGGUGUUUAUUUCGCCAGAGACGCUCAAUACUCUGUUAAUUACGCUGGGGGUGUUGGUUAUGGAAGUCGCCACAUGUACCUUGCCAAGGUCCUCGUUGGGCAGUAUUGUGUUGGAAAUCGUUCAAUGGUUGUGCCUCCACCAAAAGAUCCAUCAAAACCUGAAAUUCUUUACGAUUCUGUAGUUAAUAACCAAUCAAGCCCCAGCAUCUUUGUUGUUUUCUUUGGUAAUCAGUGUUACCCUGAAUACCUUAUAACCUUUUCAUGACCACAUGGACCUUUUACUCAGAACAUGGCAGAGUUAAAAGCCAAAAAAGCUUGACAAGCUUCAUAGUUUAACUUAGUUUAUCAGUUAUAUAAAUUGCAGAGAAUAGUUAUCCUCCACAGACAAGGGAACAUCAUAUAAAUGUUGGUAAUAGUUUCUCGAUAGAAUUCUUAACUGUCUUAACUCAAAGCUUAUUCUUCAUCUUAUAAAUUGAAUGAUUAUAUCCUUGAAUGCCAAACAAAGUAAAAUCUAGCUGAACGCGUUUUAUCACUACAGUGGAGUUACCACUAGCCUACAGCGUAGGGAAACGCGAGGCGUGCGCGGUGACCACGACAUAGUCGCGUUCCUCGUCCCACGCUUUCACCUCGCGCUUGUCCCGUUUUCUCGCUUGGAAAAGCAAAGAGUUCUGUUGUUCUCAAGUUAAGUUUUUACAAGGAUAUUUUCUUUUUUAUCGCCAGAUUGACAGAUAAUAUUUUUUUGUAUCAAUUUUUUACCCAAGAAACUGGCGAAAGUAGAGAAUCUCGAAAAACAUGUGUACCUUUUUGCUGUGCUUAAUGAGAAUUGAUAGUGAAGUGGCUA
Pocillopora damicornis (cauliflower coral) is the source of this 2064-nucleotide messenger RNA. RefSeq lists its product as uncharacterized. Gene Ontology annotation, biological process: negative regulation of gene expression. Gene Ontology annotation, cellular component: cytoplasm; nucleus. Lineage: Eukaryota; Metazoa; Cnidaria; Anthozoa; Scleractinia; Pocilloporidae. Gene Ontology annotation, molecular function: NAD+ poly-ADP-ribosyltransferase activity; transcription corepressor activity. The record is from RefSeq and is a predicted model, not a curated record.